Molecule: messenger RNA, 679 nt
Organism: Papaver somniferum (opium poppy)
Lineage: Eukaryota; Viridiplantae; Streptophyta; Magnoliopsida; Ranunculales; Papaveraceae
Exons: 2
Coding region: 1-402 (133 amino acids)
Source: RefSeq, a predicted model, not a curated record
AUGAAUCUCUAUUUAGAAGUUUCUCAUGAGAGAAACAUGGAAACCGGCAAAGCUUUGGCCUGGUGUCUGGCAGAAUCUACUAGCCAACACAACUUAUGGUUCAUAAGUGCUAGAAAAGAUUAUGGUUUGAAAGAAUUGGUGAUUCAUUAUGGUGGACAUUGGCCACCUGACCAACCACUUGGGGGAUUGCACUUCUUUGAUUACAUGAAUGGCAGAGAGUGUCACUAUAAGAAAUUUGAUGGAGACUGUUUGAGUAUGAUUGAUCUUAUUGCUGGUAUGGGAGACAAGUUGAAUGGUUUUGGGAGGCGUGAUUACUUUCAAUAUUUGGAUGGUGGUUUUUUAUUGGACAUAUAUGAUGAACAAGACUUGUUGAGGUUUUGGAUUGAUUCGGAUCAAAAAUAAGGAACUCCUGAAGCACAUUCGUUUAUGAUUAAUGUUGAUCCUAUAAAUGAAGAUGCGGGGGCAGAUGUUCAGCCAUAUGUGUCACGAGUGGUGUCUAGAGUUGAUGUUAUUGGUCGCUCAACACAGUCUCAAAGGGAAGGACCAUCACCUGUUGAUAUUGAUGACUAUGAUGAUAUGGUAGUGCAUGAGCAACCACAUGAGCAGAUGAGUCAGCAGCCGCAUGAACAAAUGAGUCAGCAUCCACAUACAACUAGAAGGAACUUCAGUGCUUCAAAGA